Nymphaea colorata (pocket water lily) is the source of this 1522-nucleotide messenger RNA. RefSeq lists its product as uncharacterized. NCBI's taxonomy places the organism in Eukaryota, Viridiplantae, Streptophyta, Magnoliopsida, Nymphaeales, Nymphaeaceae. Bases 274 to 864 code for a protein of 196 amino acids. The record is from RefSeq and is a predicted model, not a curated record. The transcript has 7 exons.
CGUCAUCCUCAUCGGUGGCUUGUUGGAAAGCCGUUUCUUCCCACCCUCUACCUCUCAGAUUUCGUCCUUCUCUCCCCUUGUUCGCCUCUACCUCUCAGAUUUCGUCCUCCCUGAGAAACCCUAAUUUUGUUCCGCCUCCUCCAUCUUCUCCUGCUUGUGAGGAGAAAGAUUCAUACAGGAUUUGGCGGUUUUUCUUCCCUAGGGUCCUUCUUUAUCUGACAUAGUCAUUUCUUGUCGAGUGAAUCUUUGGGCGUAUACAGAUUUUGGAGAUCGAUGGCAGCCAAACCAGCACUGACAAACGAAGCUAUUGCUCUCACCGAGAAGAAGAUAGAUAUGACCCUAGAUGACAUUAUUAAGAUGUCCAAGAAACCUGUUUCAAAGGGAAAGAAUGCGAGGAUAGCAAAUAAGAACAGAGGUUUCAUAAACAACGGCACUUCCCAAACACGUGCUUCAAACCUUAAACGAUUUGCUGAUUCGAGGUCAACCCUUCGGCAGGGUGUUCUUGCUCAGAGGAGAUCUAAUUUUAAAGCUGACACUCAAUUCCCCUUAGCAGUAGAAGCUGCUCGAAAAGUCGCAAAUGAACCCGUGCGAAUGAGGGUGCCGAACUGGCGCAGGACAAGACAAAUGCCAGCUGCCCAGAUGAAGGUUGGACAAGUCUCUUCUGCUUAUCCUGCAAAGGUGGUGAAGCCGUCAAGUGUUUCAAAGGGGAGGCCUCAGACACUGGACUCGUUGUUUGCGAACAUGAAGGAGCAGAGACUAAUAAAAGCUAGGGUCAGGGCUCUGAAUGGCCAAGCAGGCAGGAGACGCGUCCGUGUUCCUUCCAACAACUAUGUUGCUAAUAACCGCGGCAGGCCAACCCAGUGAAAACUUCGAUGGUUUAGAAAAACAUUCAGGGCCUUAGAUUGGCAGGUCGUUAGGGGUUGAAUUUUGGCAAUCCUGAUGAAUUGUCGAGGUUUUUUUCAUGCUCAACGUCUUGUUGACGUUUGCUACAUGCGGAAUUGGGAGGCGGUCAGCUGUGGGAAAGGCUUAUCGUGUGAUCUGGUCACGUAGAGCUCACUAAAUCAGGCACAAUCUACAAUUUGCAGUUUUCUUUUCCCUCGGAGGUUGUUAAUGUGUGGUGUGUUGUAAAAAAAAAAAAACGAUACUUGCCUUUUUGCUGUGUAGUCCAUUUGUCGAUGAGAACUGUUUAUGGGAGAAUGGCUUGCUUAAGGUGGGGAGGGGAAGUGGUUGGAGUUUCGCUGGGUUUCUCUACCUCGUUUUGAUUUUCAUAAUGUCUCAUUUUCCGAAGCACUUGACGUCAUCUGAGGGACUUGGAUUUGGGGUGGGGGCUUGACGUUUUCCCUACCCUGUUUGAAUUUCCAAGAGGGUCUUGGGGGAGAGGGAUUCUCCUUUCACGCUAAGUUGGACCAUUUGUAUAUAUGGGAAGGGAUAGUUUCUCCUGAUUGGCAAACGUCUUACAUGGAUUUCCCUGCCUUCUGAUGGUAAUAAAGUCUGACUAGUUUUCUUUGCUUGGCAUGCCCUA